Messenger RNA from Mesoplodon densirostris (Blainville's beaked whale), 622 nucleotides. It is a transcript of the gene RPS11, whose product is annotated as ribosomal protein S11. The record is from RefSeq and is a predicted model, not a curated record. Gene Ontology annotation, biological process: translation. Lineage: Eukaryota; Metazoa; Chordata; Mammalia; Artiodactyla; Ziphiidae. Gene Ontology annotation, cellular component: ribosome; cytosolic small ribosomal subunit. Gene Ontology annotation, molecular function: structural constituent of ribosome. The coding region runs from base 93 to 569 and encodes 158 amino acids. The transcript has 5 exons.
CCUCUUUCGUCACUUCCUCUCUAGCUUCUGUGCAAUCGAUAAGGAAACCCGGAGUCCGCCGCGGCUUUCCUUUUUUUCAGGCGGCCGGGAAGAUGGCGGACAUUCAGACUGAGCGUGCGUACCAAAAGCAACCGACCAUCUUUCAAAAUAAGAAGAGGGUCCUGCUUGGAGAAACUGGCAAGGAGAAGCUCCCGCGAUACUACAAGAACAUUGGUCUGGGCUUCAAGACACCGAAGGAGGCCAUCGAGGGCACCUACAUUGACAAGAAAUGCCCUUUUACUGGUAACGUUUCCAUCCGAGGGCGAAUCCUGUCUGGUGUGGUGACCAAAAUGAAGAUGCAGCGGACCAUCGUCAUCCGCCGAGACUACCUGCACUACAUCCGGAAGUACAACCGCUUCGAGAAGCGCCACAAGAACAUGUCUGUGCACCUGUCCCCCUGCUUCAGGGACGUCCAGAUUGGUGACAUUGUCACAGUGGGCGAGUGCCGGCCCCUGAGCAAGACGGUGCGCUUCAACGUGCUCAAGGUCACCAAGGCUGCCGGCACCAAGAAGCAGUUCCAGAAGUUCUAAGACCAGACCCCUGCCCACUGCCCCAAACAAAAUAAAAGUUAUUUUCCCAGUCA